Molecule: messenger RNA, 1174 nt
Organism: Suillus clintonianus
Lineage: Eukaryota; Fungi; Basidiomycota; Agaricomycetes; Boletales; Suillaceae
Product: P-loop containing nucleoside triphosphate hydrolase protein
Exons: 6
Coding region: 24-1016 (330 amino acids)
Biological process (GO): iron-sulfur cluster assembly; mitochondrial respiratory chain complex I assembly
Cellular component (GO): mitochondrion
Molecular function (GO): ATP binding; ATP-dependent FeS chaperone activity; 4 iron, 4 sulfur cluster binding
Source: RefSeq, a predicted model, not a curated record
GCAAAUUCAAUUCACAAUUCAUCAUGUUCACCUCAAAAUUAGUACUAUACCGCCAUGGUACAGUUCUGCGCACAUUCACGUCUAUUACAAGGCGAAACCAUGAAAAUCCUUUGGGCCUCCCUUUUCGUCCACCCUCUGCACCCCAAAUGCCCCGACGCGGCGGGCCAAUCCAGAAACGACGUAUCGAGCACGUAAAGAAGGUAAUCGUUGUAGCAAGCGGAAAAGGGGGUGUAGGCAAGAGCACAAUAGCAGUCAAUCUUGCUUUCUCCCUUGCAAUGCUGUCUCAUCGACCGCGAGUCGGCAUACUUGAUUUGGACAUCUUUGGACCUUCUAUACCUACCUUGAUGGGACUCCAACAUUCAGACGACCCACAAUUAACUUCUGCUGGCGCUCUCGUCCCCAUAAUAAAUCAUGGCAUUCCUACCAUGUCCAUGGGAUACCUUGUCCCUCGGCCACCACCCGACUCCACAGAGUUUGAAGGCGCAAUUGUCUGGCGUGGCCUUAUGGUUCAAAAAGCUGUACAGCAACUCCUCUUCGACGUUGACUGGCGGGAUACUGGGGGAUAUGGUCCUGGGCUGGACGUACUAAUCAUAGACAUGCCACCGGGAACGGGAGAUGUCCCUCUUACAUUGGGUCAAUUAGUUAUUGUCGACGGCGCAGUCAUCGUCUCAACUCCACAGGAUGUCGCACUUACAGAUGUAAGAAGAGGAAUUUCUAUGUUCAAAAAGAUUUCUGUUCCGAUAACAGGUUUCAUCCUCAAUCAAGCGUCCUUUUUGUGUCCUUCUUGCAACACCACGCAUGAGCUAUUUGGGCCUCCAACUAAUGCAUCGCGCCUCGGAAUCCCUCUCCUAGCGCAACUUCCUCUAGUAGGAGGUGUGAGCUGGGGCGGAGACCACGGAAUUCCAUUCGUCCUUGAAGGCACACAUGGAGGUGCAAAGGACGGCAGGGCGGGAGAGAUGUGGCGAGAUGCGAUGAAUGAGGCGGCAAGCAAGAUUUGGGGAUUAGUUCAAAGUUGAGUGUAAUGGUCUACCAUGAAAGGUCCUUCUGUGCCUUGCCUCGGCGUAACACGACUUGCAUUUGCCUUGGAAUGCUACUUAAGGAGCGUUCUUUGGAAUCAUCCUGAGCGGAGGCAACACACCGACCCGUCGUCUACUACCUAUGUAGCUUUAGGUGA